AUGUCGUUUUUUAGGAACUUACUUAUUGCCAUAGGUCUAGUUGCCAUUGUCCUCUCAAUGGAUGCUUUUGGCAAUGAUCAGGUCGAAUUGUUAGGCCGCGAAUCAUCACAGGAGAAUGUGUAUAUUUUACCGGGUAUCUUACCUUUUUCUGAGAAAGUUCCGCCGCUCCCAUGGCUUGGGCAUUGGGUAUACGGUGAUUCACCUGAGGCUGAGGCGGCGUUCUUUCAAGCUGAAGACGAGCAGCACGAGCUGUGGACGCAGUGGAGGAAGGUGUUGUCAGAUUGGGAGGGGGAAGUGCGCGGGGACGAUGCACGGAAGGGAAAGAAUAUCGAUAACCGUUUCACAGCUCAGAUGGAUUUCUUCAAAAUACCAACAAUGAGACAGCGCUACAGCGUUUACAAGUCAUUGCUUGCCGAUGGUUCCAAUCCAAAUGAGGCAAAGGGGUUGAAACUCCUGAUGGCGGUGAAACGUUUUGGGAAGGCAAUACAAAAUAACAGCCUUUCGUUAUUAGCUGGAGAUCCUCUGCAGACGUCAUCUUCUGCGGCGCACAUCAUUCACGCGCUCGCUACUAAGUGCUUUGACCAUACGACUUGCGACCCUUAUGCGAGUAAAAUGAAGUGCUUAUGGUCGUUUCUUCCAUCCCAUUUGCUGUACAAUACCGACAUCCUCUAUAAGGCACUCCACGAGGAGAAGAUGUUACAACGGGUAUUAGUAGCUCUUUAUAAAAAUACGAACCGCUCUACGGGUAUGGGGGCUUGGCAUGAUAGGGAUGCGAUCGAAAUGAAUACCACCCAAGCUAUGCAGCACAUCACGGACUACCUCCAGCGAAGCCAGAGUGCAGUUCAAGCAAUCUAUUCUCUCAGCCUCCCCUUGUAUUCGUUGGCGGUGUCACAGGUGAAUCUCGAAAUUGAGAGGAUAAAGAAGCUACUGAUUAACAACGAUGGCUCGAAUCAAGCGCAGGAGGCCCAAAUGAAGUUUCUUACAAAGAGACUCUCACGGCUUAAAGAGUGGGCAAAUGAUCUGGUGGAAUCCUACAGUUAUAUACAAAAGACUAAGCGAAAUGAAAAGUUGUCGAAAGGUACGGGAAAGCCUGAAAACGUGCCGGAGCAGGUACUUAUGGUAAGUUUGACGCUUAUUUCUAUCUAUCGUCUGAAUUGUAAUGCGGGUUUGCCUGCGCUAGAGGUGCUGCCGUCACCCACCACGGGGAUUCUAACGCGCCUCACUGGUUUGGUAUCGUCCGAUAUCACAUGGAAAUUUGGCGCCAUCGCUUGCUAUCUACUAUUCUUGGGGUUCGUAUUAUAUUUAUUCAUUGGAGUGAAGUGGUGGGCAUUGAAAGCUGCUGUCAGCAGUGCCCCUUCUUACCGCAGCGCCAACGUGAAGCGCUCCACCAAAAAUAAAAUCUACCGGUUUCUCUUCAUGUCGCUCAGGACGGGUGAGGCAUGGGCGCCACUGCUGCUUCUGGCUUGGGGAUAUGCGAUGUGGAAGUUUAGUGGCGCCACCUCUCCAAUGCUCUUGUUCGCGUGCAUGCGUCCAUCACAGCGUGUGGUGGUGUGUUUACUAGCUUUGAGCGCUCUGGGCAUUUCGAAAUCUCUAUGUAUUAGACUGAGCAUGCUGCCGAAUUGCAUUGCGGGACCUCCCCGGUACCAAUACGCGAGGAAAAAUAAUUAG
Molecule: messenger RNA, 1668 nt
Organism: Phytomonas sp. EM1
Lineage: Eukaryota; Euglenozoa; Kinetoplastea; Trypanosomatida; Trypanosomatidae
Source: the annotation of a GenBank genome assembly